AGCCAAAUUCAACCAACUGAAUACACAAUAAAUUAACUUGUAGUUAAACCCAGAGUCCCAUCUAUUUUUAAUGUAGUGAUUUGACAUCGGCCCUUUCAGUGAUAAAACUAGGUCAGGUCAUUACAAUUUGGUGGCAGUGGUGGGAUCUCUUAUUGUGUCAUAUUUUAGUGAACAUAAAACAAGCAUUUUACAUAAUCCAAAAUAUUGUAAAAAUGGCGUCGCGAAGUACAAGUCCGGAGAAUAGCCCAGUCGGUGAUUCCGGGAGUAUCCAGUCUCCUCCUGCAUCAGGUGAGGAGACUGUCAAAAAAGUUCAUAUAACUGACGAUGACGUGUCAAUGGACAUUCCUGCUAGUCAAACAACCGGCGCUAUCGCCAAAGACAGCGGUGUGAAUACAAUGAUUGAUACGCAGGUUUCGUCAGAUCCACAUCCAAUUCUCAAUCCAGCCAUUUCAUUGCCUGAUACAAUUAAAUGGUCUGAACCAACUACAUCGUAUGAAACAAUCAGUGGCGCGCGUCCAAAGAAUGCAAAAUUUGAUGACGUUCGAACCAAAUUGACUUUCGGAGAAUCUAAAAGGGAAUCACCUUUUGAACAAUUCAAAUCAAAUCUCCCGAUACCAAGAAAUGAUCAAUAUUUCGGAAAUCAGUUUCCUGAUCCCAUACAAACUGAAGAGGUCACUCCAUCGCGUCCCCGUCUUAGGCGUCAAGGUCGCAUAUAUGUACCACCUCAUGCUCAAUAUGAUCAACGUGACCCUCAGAUUAGACUAAAUCAACCACCUCAGUCAUUUGAACAUCAGCAAUUUGCUCCUUCACGUUUUUCUACCGGAUCAUAUGCCCCUCCUUGGGACUAUGCCGAUAUGUACGGACCUC
Owenia fusiformis is the source of this 867-nucleotide messenger RNA. NCBI's taxonomy places the organism in Eukaryota, Metazoa, Annelida, Polychaeta, Sabellida, Oweniidae. The record is from the annotation of a GenBank genome assembly.